This is a messenger RNA of Durusdinium trenchii, 1893 nucleotides long. The record is from the annotation of a GenBank genome assembly. Lineage: Eukaryota; Dinophyceae; Suessiales; Symbiodiniaceae.
GUCCUCAAUCGAUUCCCUCUUCUUUCCGCGCUGCGUUGGACGUCCUGGGCCAUGGAGAACGACAGUGUGAGGCCGAACACCUUGGCAGCCUUGGAGGCGGUCCCAAAGAUCUUGAGCAUCCACGAGGUGAAUCGGACAGCGCCGGCAUCUUCACCAGCCGCCACCCCUCGCUUUAGCUCGACGCCACCAUCCCCAGGCACACCUGUGAACCGCGUGAACUCCACCAAGCUUCUAGGGGAUGACAUUGUCCCCCUGGGCGACGAGCUGAGCCAUCGGUGCCCGGAGCCGAACCGAGCACCGCCCGCGCCGAACCGAGCGCCGCCCGCGGAAGAGGUGGAUUUCCUCUCCGAGUUCGAUCCCUUUCGCAGCGACGCGGCGGGAGCCGUCACGUCCACGGCGUCCGCGGCGGCUCCGGAUGUGGACCUGGGAGAGCUCUUUGCUGAGCUGGAUGAGAGGCCUCACGCCGACACAGCGUGCUCUGUGGAGCGUCCCCAGCGCUUGGUGGCAGAGCUGCCCAAAGAGCUCGAGGAUCCUUCGCCGAAAGCUCUGGCAGAACCACUGAAGGAGCAUCAAGAGCCCAAAGCCUCCCGCCUUGUGGCAGAGCUGAAUACGCUGAACGAAUCCGAAGUGGCGAAGCGCAAGCCGCGACACGAGCGGGGGCGGCGUUUGAAGGCCGAGCUGGCAAAGGGCUCUGGCUCGGGGGCGUUGCGGCCUUUGCCGGAUGGCUGCGAGCUGGACGCGCCGUCGAUCGACCUGGAGGUUCCGCGAGGGCGGCCCUGGUUGGAAGGAUCGCAUCGGCGAGGCCGAAGUCUUGAUGCCACCGUGCCUGUCUCCGACGCACUGGACCUGCAGCGGAGCAUCCCUCAGAACUGGGAAAUCUGUGAGCGUCCCGCCAGCUCCUCACAGGCCAGGAGCCGCAGCGCGGACCUCGUCAGGCCUGCUCCAGUUGAGUCAGAGGCAUUGCAGAAGCGGAGUGCUACAGCCCUGCAGGUCUGGCAGACUCCUCAGGUCUGGCAGUCUGUGCGAGAACGCGAGGUGCUGCAGAUCUUCCAACGCCUCAUGCAGCAGGGCGACCUCUACUUGUUGGACGCCCCGGGUCAGGCCUAUCUCAAGUACUGUGAUGCCAAUAGUCGGCAUGAAGAGGUCACCGGAAGCAAAUCAGGUGACGCCUUUCGUGGAAUGGCCCGAAGCUUAUCCUUGGCCGCAGACCGCAUAUGCUUUGAGUCCGGGGUGCCCGCCACCCGAGAGGAGCGGCUAGAUCUGGGCAUCGCGAUGUUGGAGUCUGCCAUUGCCCAUGGCUGUAGCCAACUGGGUCAGGCACGCAGUGAUCCGGCACUGGAGAACCUUCGGAGGUAUCGAUCCUCCCGCUUUGCAGCACUCAUGGAACAUGUGCCUGCCACCGGCCUUGAUGCUCUCGCAAUGACGGCGUCGGCUGGUGUGCAGCAAUUGGCAGCAGUGGCAGGGAUCCAACCUUUGAGCUUUGCGCCGGCCCCUCCCGCGGAGCUGCCGGUCGUCGCGCCCCCGGGGCCACCGCCCGAGCUGGCGCUGCAAGCACUGGAGACGGUGACCGACCUGCAACUGGUGGAGGCGCCGGUGGAGGUGAGCAGCGAGACGGCGAGUGAGGCGGAUCCGGAAGGCGAUGCGAGCGAGGAUGAGAGCGCCUCCAGUGAAGCCUCCAGCGAGUCCGCCAGUGAUGCCUCAGCUGGCGCGGGCGCCAGUGAUGCCUCAGCUGGCUCGGUCUCGGACGAGGGCUCAGGCUCCGAGGAGGACACCCCGAAAGGCGCUUGGGCUUCCUUGGUGGCUCUCUUUGGCUGGUGAGGCCGGUGAAAGACGCUGGUGAAGCAAUUCGUGCAUGUGAAAUGGUGGGAACCUGGAAGCAGCAUGAAGAGGUGU